CCGCUUACUACUAUAACUAAAGAAAACACGCGGUAGGAUAGUAGAACCAAAUCAGCAACACUUGUUCUUUUUCUCUCUCCUCUUUUCCAUAAAUUUAUCGAGCUUUCCUAUAAAAUUAAAAAUGGGGUCAAUACUCAGUUUAAUCAACAACAAUACCAGCAGCAGCAAAGCUGACACUGAUAUGGCGUUGAAUAAGGUCAAACAGCUUGUUGCUUCCACCCCUGUCAUCAUCUUCAGUAAAACAACCUGUGGAUUCUGCAAUAGGGUCAAGGAGCUGCUCAAACAGCUCGGUGCAUCUUUCCAGGUCAUGGAAUUGGACCAGGAAUCGGAUGGUAGUGCUAUUCAAGCAGCACUUCAGGAGUGGACUGGACAGAGAACUGUACCAAAUGUCUUCAUUGGAGGACAGCAUAUCGGUGGCUGUGAUGCUGUGAUGGAUAAACACUCAAAAAGUCAGCUUGUGCCUUUGCUUGUCAAUGCUAAGGCAAUUGCGGCCGAGCAAACUGCUUAAGCAUUAUGUACGGUACAAGAGCCAAGGAAGAAUCAGAAGACGAAUGAGUAUUUUUAAUGUAAUCUAUGCAAGGGUGUGGUAAAACAGUCUGAAUUUUCUGUUUAAAUGUUCUCCAGUGACAUCAGAGUUGUUAGGCUUGUAACUUGUACAAGUAUGAACAUGUCUCAUCAGAGUUCAAUAUUCAGAAUAAAUGGUUUGAUUAGGUAUGACAUACGAA
This is a messenger RNA of Chenopodium quinoa (quinoa), 725 nucleotides long. RefSeq names its product glutaredoxin-like. Gene Ontology annotation, molecular function: glutathione disulfide oxidoreductase activity. Gene Ontology annotation, cellular component: cytoplasm. The transcript has 4 exons. NCBI's taxonomy places the organism in Eukaryota, Viridiplantae, Streptophyta, Magnoliopsida, Caryophyllales, Amaranthaceae. Gene Ontology annotation, biological process: cellular response to oxidative stress. The record is from RefSeq and is a predicted model, not a curated record. Bases 122 to 508 code for a protein of 128 amino acids.